AUGAAUGCAUUAAUAUUAGUAGGAGGAUUUGGUACACGUUUAAGGCCGUUAACCUUAACAACACCAAAACCUUUAAUUGAUUUUUGCAAUAAACCAAUUUUAGAACAUCAGAUUUUUAACUUAACAAAAUGUGGAAUUACAGAAAUAAUUUUAGCAAUUGCUUUUAAGCCCACAGAUAUAAUAAAUUUUAUAAAAGAACUAGAAACAAAAUAUAAGGUUAAAAUUUCUUACUCGAUUGAAGAAGAACCAUUGGGAACUGGAGGGCCUAUAAAACUUGCUGAAAAUUAUUUAAAUAAAUAUGAUGAUUUUUUUGUUUUCAAUUCAGAUAUUAUUUGUUCAUUUCCACUUAAAGAGAUGAUGACUUUUCAUAAACAAAAUAACUCGCAGUUGACAAUAUUAGUAAAAGAAGUUGAGAAUCCUAAGUCAUAUGGUGUUGUAAUAACUGAGGAUAAAAAAAUUACAAAAUUUGAAGAAAAACCAGUAGUUCCUAAAUCAAGUUUGAUAAAUGCAGGAAUUUAUAUAUUAAACAAAAACAUUUUAAAUCUAAUUCCUAAAAAACAUACUUCAUUGGAAAAAGAAAUAUUUCCAAAGCUAGCAGAUGAGGGUAUCUUAUACUUUUACAAAUUAAAUAAAUUUUGGGCAGAUAUUGGUAGACCUUUAGAUUUCUUAAGAGGUCAAGAAUUAUAUUUAAAAGAUUUAGAAGAAAAAAAAAAUUUACACGAUUAUUUGUGUAUAUGCUAUAAUAUAAAAGAAGAAACUGAAUUAAAAAACUGUAACAAAAAAAAUUUAUAUAUAACUUUUGAAAAUGCUGAAGAAUUAAAUAAAUUUAUUGAAAACAAAGAUAAUUUUUUCAACGACUUUUUACUUCAUACAAAAAUUGAAGGAAAUGUAUUAAUAUCAUCCAAAACAGAAAUUAAAAAGAAUUGUGUACUGGGAGAUAAUGUCGUAUUAGGUGAUAAUGUGACAGUAGGAGAAGGUUGUCGAAUAAAAAAUUCUUGUGUUAUGAGUAACUCUACAAUCAAUUCCUACUCAUAUAUUGAAAAAUCUAUAAUUGGAUCAAAGUCUCAUGUAGGCAAAUGGUCACGUAUUGAAGGAUUAAGUGUUUUGGGAGAAGGUGUUAUUUUAAAAUCAGAAAUUUCUUUGAACAAUACUUUUAUUCUUCCAUUUAAAGAGGUUAAUGAUUCUAUAUAUGAAAAAGGUGCAAUAAUAAUGUAA
This is a messenger RNA of Plasmodium relictum, 1215 nucleotides long. Its product is annotated as mannose-1-phosphate guanyltransferase, putative. Gene Ontology annotation, cellular component: cytoplasm. NCBI's taxonomy places the organism in Eukaryota, Apicomplexa, Aconoidasida, Haemosporida, Plasmodiidae. The transcript is spliced from 2 exons. Gene Ontology annotation, biological process: cell wall mannoprotein biosynthetic process; GDP-mannose biosynthetic process. The record is from RefSeq and is a predicted model, not a curated record. The coding region runs from base 1 to 1215 and encodes 404 amino acids. Gene Ontology annotation, molecular function: mannose-1-phosphate guanylyltransferase (GTP) activity; GTP binding.